UAUGGUAAAGACUGCAGUGUUGGGGAAAAUGCUGCUCGCAACGAUUUGAAAUGUAUCAGUAACGAUCCGACACUGGUGCCAGGAUUGUGCCAGGUUGACUAUGGAGGUCCGUUAAUGACGAAUUACUACGAUGAACAGUUCAAGGUACAUGGUAUUGUAUCCCGUUUGACGCAGGGCUGCGGAAGUAAUGUGAUCUUCACAAGUUUGGCACCUCAUAGGCAAUGGUUGGAAUCGAUCAUCUUUAAACAGUUGAAUGAGAGGCUUGUAUUUAGCGAUAAGUGAAGGUAAAACAAUCGUAAUAAAAUAGCAAAUAGUUGAGUUCGUCAAUCAAACGUGUAUCACAGCUUCCCCGAAAUGAUUCACGAAUUGUCUACGUUCGUUGUGUUUAAGCUUUCAACUUGUGUGUGUUUUUGUUAUUGUUAAGAUUAUGAAUGAGGAGACGAGAUAAUUCGUGUCUGGCUAGCAGGUAAAACCUGUUUCAUGAGACACGCAAUGCGUCAUCUGAUGCCAAACUUCUCACUUGAUCUUGACGACACGAUUAUACUUUGAAUCAGUUGUGGUCGGGCACACGACUGAACAACAAGUUGCGUUUAAGGUGGUCCUUUAGAAAACUGUUACACAAUGAACUUGUUUUGGCGAAUGGGGGGUUUUGGCCUUCAGCUAGUGUUGUUGAUUCAAACCGUUGUGGACGUGCAAAUGCAAUCAUUUUACGAUGUUCCUCCACCGACAUACAUUGAUCGUACUUCAAUGAAGGAUUGUGCCAAACGAUUCUACUCAGAUGUUGGAGAUUACACCGGCUUCUACGGUGCAUUUGGUGGCUUUAGAGCUCUUCGCGGCGAGUUCCAGCAUAUGGUGGCGAUCGGCUGGACGCGUGCCAGUGGUAAAAUUGAUUACCUCUGCGGUGGCACCUUGAUCAGCAAACAGUUCGUAUUGACUGCGGCACACUGUGCCUGGGAUGGAGACAAUCUUCGUCCAGAUACGGUGCGACUAGGCGAUACGGAUCUAGGAAGUACCGAGGAUGACGAGUUUGCACAGCAAAUCGCGAUCGCUCGGCUGAUCGUACAUCCGAGCUACAGAGCAUCGCGCAAGUACUUCGACAUGGCACUGAUUGAGCUGGCAGAACAGGCCAACUUUACGGAAGCGGUUUGUUCGGCAUGUUUGUGGCAGGAGAAUCACCUACCGACGGGGUCUAUGGAUGCGGUCGGGUUUGGAGCAACCGGUUUCGGUGAAUCGCUAAGUCCGACGCUUCAGCGUGUUGUGCUAAAGCACCUGGAGCGGGAUGAAUGUGACAAUAGGAUCGCGGUGAACAAACGACAAAUGCCAGACGGCUUUCGGGCGGAUCAAUUCUGUGCGGCUGGCAGUGGUAUGGACACUUGCGAGGGUGAUUCCGGUGGUCCGAUCGGUGUGAAGCUGUUUAAUGUCGGAGGUGCGUUGAUACCGCUGGUAACCGGUGUAGUUUCGUUCGGAACUCCCUGUACAGCCGGAUCGACCGGGGUGUACAGUAAAGUGAGCGAGUAUGUCGAGUGGAUCCAGCGAACGACAAAUCUGUCUCUGGGUUAUAGAGAUUGUACCUUGGAAUCGUUCUGCGUCGGAAGGCCCAAAGAAACUAUAAACGUAGCAUAUAAUACCUUCUACACCAAGAGUCGCUUCGGUCUUUUAUGGAAGGAAUCUGACAGUCCCUCGAACGACUGUGGAGCGACACUGAUCGACUAUCAAUAUCUUCUAACGGCGGCUUCCUGUGUCAAGUCGAGCAAAGGUUAUCCAAAGUUUGUUAUUUCCGAAAGUGGUGAGCGUGCAGCUAUCUCGGAUGUAUACGUAUCGCCCAGUUAUAGAGCAGGUCGACCGGAAAGUGACUUAGCAUUGCUGAAGAUUGCUAAGUACGCGAAUCACCAAGUAUAUCGACCCGUCUGUUUAUGGGAUCGUCGGAGCGAUGGAGAAUGGAAGUCCAAGCCGGAGUUUUUCGCAUACGGACUGGAAGACCAGUUUGAUAAGUUUGUAUUCGUUACUGCUCGCAACGGUACGGGGUGUGAUGAGGAACUGAUACGUGGAACCGAUCUGCAAUGUUUCCACAACGAGGUACCCCUAAUGCCGGGAGUGUGUUGGAUGGAUCACGGUGGACCAAUUAUUGACCAAUCUGUUUGGGGAGAACCAGUGAAUAUGUACGGCAUUGUGUCGCCGUUAAGUAGAAGCUGUGGAUCAAAUCUGUUUAUGGUUGAUGUAACACCUCACAUUCCAUGGAUAGAAGCGAUCGUGGUUGGCAAACGGGACCAAUUCCUUGUAUUUUCAGACUGAAUAUUUAACUCAAAUCUACGCAAUAGAAAGCACGUAUGGAAUCAUCAUCUCGUGCAUAUGUUAACUUAAGACAUUUUCAUUCUCUUAAGCUAUCAAAAAUAAAUAAAAGUCCAAUUUUUCCUCUGUUUUAAAGUUUCCAACCUA
Molecule: messenger RNA, 2436 nt
Organism: Anopheles gambiae (African malaria mosquito)
Lineage: Eukaryota; Metazoa; Arthropoda; Insecta; Diptera; Culicidae
Exons: 7
Coding region: 622-2292 (556 amino acids)
Biological process (GO): proteolysis
Molecular function (GO): serine-type endopeptidase activity
Source: RefSeq, a predicted model, not a curated record